GGGUGGGGUUGAAGGUUUGAAGGUCAGUGCAGCUGGGUUUUGAGUGAAGGUUUGGUGGAGAGCAGAUAGUUAUGACUGCUUAUGGGACAAGAAAUGCAGUGCAGAAGCUGGAGAUGGCCAGCAGUGUGUGAGGUUCCUGCCUGGGCUCGGGUGGCUGAGUGAGGUUGAAAGGGCUAGGUGGGGAGACCUUCACAGGGCUCGGAUCUACCCCUGGUGCUGAGUCUGGUGUUCUGUACAAGGACUGGGACUGAACUGACCUUGGAUGUAUUUGCUAUGUGCCACCUUGUUUCUAUGUGCAGAGUAAUGGAAAUACCUGUGGUGUGGGCUGGGAGGGGUCUGUGAAACUGUACUAGUGGAGGAGCCAAAGCUGUGAUCAAAUGCAGUUCAAAGAGCGGUGUGUAGGUUGGAGCGAUGUGUAAGUCUAGGUCGUGGGACUGGGCACAUGAGGGAGAAAGGCAAGUCUGAGUUUGGAUGUCUGGGAAGCAAGAUCUGGGGGACCCAGGGAAACUGGCUGUCUUGCGGGGAUAGAGUUCUGUACACCAGACCCACAGCCUAGAUGGUGCUUAUUUACUCCUUCCCCCACCUGUUUUUUCUGUGUGUUAAUCACAGGUGUCUCUUCCACUUUGGGAAGUGUGGAGGAGAUUGAGCAGUGAGUGAUUGUAGGGAAGACCUGGAAACCUGGACAGAAGUGUAGCAGUGAUUGUACCCAUGGGGCUUUACUUUAUGGAUAUGAAUGAGUGAUGAGAGGGUCGUGUGGUCUUUGAGGAUGUGGCCAUAUAUUUCUCCCAGGAGGAGUGGAGGCACCUUGAUGAGGCUCAGAGAUUCCUGUACUGUGAGGUGAUGCUGGAGAAUUUGACACUUUUGUCCUCACUAGGUUGCUGGCAUGGAGCUGAGGCUGAGGAGUCGCCUUCUGAGCAAGGUGUUUCUGUAGGAGCAUCAGAGGUCAGGACUUCAAAGCCAGGUUCAUUCACCCAGAAUGCCCAGCCUAGUGAGACAUGUGACCCACUCUUGAAAGACAUUCAGCGCCUGGCUGAACAAAAUAGAACACAAACUGAACAAAAGAUACAUAUUUGUGGGACAGACCUUUACCAGCCCCAAAAGCAGAUUGGAAAGAAUCUUUCCAGGAGGGACAGUUGGAAACUUUCAUUUUUGAAGAACCACAGAGUUCACAUGGCAGAGAAGGCCCUCACAUGCAGGAAAGAUUGGAAGGAAUUGCCAGACACCUCAGGCCUUCUCCGGCACCAAGUCUCUCACUGUGGGUGGAAGCCAGACCAGGAAACUGAGGGCAAGGAAGCCCUUCAAACUGGACAUAAUGAUUUCAUAUGCAGUGAAUGUGGGAAAGCCUUCAGAUGCAAACAUUCAAUGGUUGAGCACCACAAAAGCCACACAGGAGAAAGGCCUUAUGAGUGCAGUAAAUGUGGGAAAUUCUUUAGAUAUAAUGCCAACUUUGUGAAACAUCAAAGGAUUCACAGUGGAGACCGGACUUAUGAAUGUAGAGAGUGUGGAAAAUCCUUUAUGUACAACUAUAGACUCAUGAGACAUAAGAGAGUUCACACUGGAGAAAGGCCUUAUGAGUGUGAAAUUUGUGGGAAAUUCUUUAGGUACAGUUCCACAUUCUUUAGACACCAAAGAGUUCACACUGGAGAAAGGCCUUAUGAAUGCAGUGAAUGUGGGAAAUUUUUUAUGGACAGCUCCACACUCAUUAAACAUCAGAGAGUUCACACUGGAGAAAGGCCUUAUAAGUGCAGUGAAUGUGGGAAAUUCUUUAGGUAUAACUCCACACUCAUUAGACAUCAGAGACUUCAUACUGGAGAAAGGCCUUAUGAAUGUAGCAUAUGUGGGGAAUUCUUUAGGUACAACUCCAACCUCAUUAAACAUUGGAGAAGUCACACUGGAGAAAGGCCUUAUAAGUGCAGUGAAUGUGGGAAAUCCUUUAGAUACCACUGCAGACUCAUUAGACAUCAGAGAGUUCACACUGGAGAAAGGCCUUAUGAGUGCAGUCAAUGUGGAAAAUUCUUUAGGUACAACUCCAACCUUAUUAAACAUUGGAGAAAUCAUACUGGAGAAAGACCUUAUGAAUGCAGUGAAUGUGGGAAAGCCUUUAGCCACAAACAUAUACUUGUUGAACACCAGAAAAUCCACACUGGAGAAAGACCUUAUGAAUGCAGUGAGUGCCGGAAGGCCUUCAUUAGGAAAUCCCAUCUGGUUCAUCACCAGAAAAUCCACAGUGAAGAGAGGCUUGUCUGUCCCUUAGAUGUGGGGAAUUCUUUAAGUUCAGCCUCAGCUUCAUUAAACAUUAGAGAUUUCACAAUGAAGAAAAUUUACCACUGACCAUUUUAAAUCGACAGUUUAAUGUUAUGUAAAUUCAUAUUUCAAACCUUCAGAAACCUUUUUAUCUUGCAGAAGUGAUACCCUAUUCUCCUUAAAUAAUUCCUCUUUCCUGGUGCCCCGACUAGUACUCUUCUACACUCUGCUGUAUGGAUUUGAUACCUGUUAGCAUCCAAUAUAAGUAGAGUUGUUCAACAUUUGUCUUGUUGUGAAAGGCUUGUUUCACUUAGGAUAAUGUUCUUAAGGUUCACCUAUUUGUAGCAUGUGUCAGAAAUCCUUCCCCCUGCCCUUUAUUUUCAGUGAAAUAAUAUUCCAUUGUAUGUAUAUACCACAUUUCCUUAUCUAUUCAUUGGUUAAUGAACACUUGGGUUACUUCUACCUUUUGACUACUAAUGAAAAUGCCAUUAUGAACAUAAACGUACAAGUAACUUUUUGAAACCCCACUUCCAGUUCUAUUUGGGUAUAUGCUCACAAGGGGAAAUGUUGGAUCAUGAAGUAUUUUUAGGAACUGUUUUCCAUACUACCUGCACCAAUUACAUUUUCACAACAGUACACAAGGUUUUCACUUUCUGUAUUUUAGCAAUACUUCAGUUUUCUCUUUCUGUUUUCUUUUUUGUUUGUUUGUUUUGUAAGAGAGAGUUUUCCUUAGUAGUUAUCCUGUUUGGUGUGAGGUAGAACACUGCAUUUUUCACUUUUGCUAAUGAUUAAUGAUGGGGAACAUCUUUUCUUGUGCUUGUUCAAAUUUGUAUAUCUGGAAAAAUAUCUUUUCAAGUCUUUCCUCCAUUUUUUAAUGGACCUAUUUGAAUUUUGUUAUAGACCAUAGAAAUUUUAAAAACAUUUGGGAUUUUAACUCCCUACUAAAUAUUCUUUUCAAAUAUUUCUCCUAUCCAUAGGUUACCUUUUUGUUCUAUUGAUUGUGUCCUUUGAUAGCAUUUUGAUUAUUAUAUAGUCUAGUUAAAAUUUUACCCAUGCAUUUGAUGUUAUAACCAAGAAAUCACUGUCAAAUCCAAUGUCAUGAAGCAUUUUCCCUAAGGCCUUAUGUUUAUGUCUUUGAUCUUCUUUUGAGAAAGGGUCUUGCUAUGUUGUCCAGCCUGAACACUUGGGCACAAGUGAUCUUCCAUUGAACCUCCCAAGUAGCUGGAACUACAGGUGUAUGUCACUGUGUGUAUGGCUAAGGUUUACUUUUGUACAGAAUAUUAGGCAAAACUCCAUGCUUUGUCAUGUGGAUAUCUAGCUUUCUAACCACCAUUUAUUGAAAAGAUUUUUCUUUCCCCCUAUUAAAUAGUCUUGGAACACUUUUCAAAAUCAUUUGACCAUAUAUGCCAGGGUUUAUUUAUGAAUCUGUUCAAUUGGUCUAUAUAUCUUUAUGAGAGUACAGUUACACACUUUUAAAUUUUAUAAGUAAAUAUUAUGUUGAAUCCAUUUAGAGGCCUGGGCUAGAGGUAGAUCAGCUCCUCUGUUGGAGCAGCUAAUUAUAUCUAUACCCCCCAACUACUUACCUUAUUGGGCUCUUACACUCUGGAUCACUCUACACAGCCUAAAUUAUUCAAAUUAGCCAAUUCACAGGGAUUCUGGGAAACAGCUGAUUCAAUCCAGUAGUCUGAUAAAAGCUAUCCCCUGCAACUUCAGGUUGCCGUGGCUGCCCUGGAGCAACUCCCUGUGGGGCCCUGCUUGAGUUCUUCUCUCCUUCUUAGCUGUAAGUAAUAAAUACUUUUGCCUUUAAUAUACAUUAAAAUAACAUUAUGCUAUUUCUUGGCAUGAACUUUGUUUCAAAAAAUUAUCCAUACCAAGAAAGCUAUUUAAAUUGCAGUGGGCAGUGGGAUGUAGCUCAGUUGUGCAACCUACCAGGCCCUGGGUUCAAUCCUCAGCAACACACACAGAUGCAGUAGAUGUUGGAAAAUUCUUUAGCCAUUUUUCUGACCUCAUUCAACACCAGGAAAUUCACACUGGAGAAAGGCCUUAGGAGUACAGGCAGUGUGUUCUUUCCUUGUUCAACAUAAUUCAUUAGAGCAAAGCUCUGGGAAUUAGCUCUAUAAGGAGAUAGACAGCAAUUGAUCUGCUAAUGUCCACACUAGGAUUAUUUGCUGUAGUGCCACAUCUGUGGAAAACCUUGUGAACUGUGUGGCACUUUCGAGUUUGCCUGGCACCUAUGUCAGAGUAAUUUUAUUGUAACAGAAGUCAUCUUCCAUCUAGCAAUGUGCAGAGAAACACAUGUGGUGUAAAAACGUUGUCAUGUUAACAUGCUCAAUGCUCGGGUAUGACAUCAUGCUGUGCCCUCAUCUCACCUGGAGGAUUCACCAGGUAUUUGACACCUUUGGGGGUCUCAUUCCUUCCUUCAUGAUUGGUUGGGGAUGUCAGCUCUGGACAGAGGACGUGGGCUAGCACUGAUGGGCAGCUUGCAGAAGUUUUCCUUCAGGGCAUUAUUAGUCAUCCUCUGACUCCCAGGAUGGAUUUUUCCAAGUUCCAAGUCAACCAUACCACGAACUCCUCCCCUUUCUCCAAUUUUCAUAUUAUUUAAGCUACCAUAUCUGUUUACUGUAUGCUAUGAGUUUAGACAGAAUUGGUCUCUGCUAGAAUAAAAGAAUGAACAGUUUUUCUGGGCCCUCUGAGGGAAGAGCAGAGAUAAAGACUUGCCAGAUUUGGACUAAUUUGCAUGUUGUGUUAGGCCUCGUAGAGAAAUUGGAAGGAUUUCUGUACCAAAUCUCAUGCUUUGAAUACAAGAAUUAUUUCAAUUUUCCAAAAGGCAGGGUAGUUGCCUUUAUAAUUGGCAUUUGGCAGCAAUGUGAGUUGGAUGUAAACAGGAUUUCCCACGUUCCUCUAUAUUGCUGAGGGACAGCUGUCUUUCAUGACCUGCCUAAGAGCUAUGAGUUCAGAAAUCAUGUCGCUGACUGUAGACACUUAGAGUCAGGCAAGGAAAUAGUAGUUGGAUUUAAAGGAAGUGGACAAGAGGAUAGUAUGAUGAAUUAGCACCCCCAAAAGAGUACAAAUGUCCCAUGAACUGUGGAAGCAUGGGAUGAGGCAGUACACAUUUCAAAGACCUAAAACCUGUGUAUCUCCUGUAACCAGGGUUGUUGUCAGUAAUAACUCCAAAGGUGUAUGGGUUCUUUCAGCCUCCCUGGGCCAUUAUUUUCAGCCAUCGUGGCAUCAGCAGGGAAUUUAUGACAAAGAAGGGAGAUGUUAUAGUCCUAGGGUCUCUGUGACCAAAACUCAUUCCUUGUGACUCAGGAUUGACCUUCAUUGCUCUUUUAACUGCCACUAAGAAUCAACACACAUAAGACAUAGAAUGAAUGGAGUAAGUACAGCCUUUGCCAUAGGACAUUUGUACAGGAAAGACAGAUCCCAAUGUUACAUGGAAUCUGUAGACACCAAAUCUGAGGUUUAAUGACAUUAAACUACAUCUGUUAAAAGUAAUAUCAAUUUUUGUAUAUGUAUGUAGAGUGAAAC
Molecule: messenger RNA, 5772 nt
Organism: Sciurus carolinensis (gray squirrel)
Lineage: Eukaryota; Metazoa; Chordata; Mammalia; Rodentia; Sciuridae
Product: zinc finger protein 548-like
Exons: 3
Coding region: 841-2331 (496 amino acids)
Biological process (GO): negative regulation of transcription by RNA polymerase II
Molecular function (GO): DNA-binding transcription repressor activity, RNA polymerase II-specific
Source: RefSeq, a predicted model, not a curated record